GUGCGAUAGCCUGUUAGUAGCUGUGAGGUGUUACACUUUCCCCUUGACAUCCACGACCACGAAGGCACUUGAAACCAGAGCAGUUCAGGGGCACUAUUAUCAGUUUCCUCCUCCGCUCUGUGGAUAUUUUAAGGCUGCGCUGACAGAAGCAGAAGCUGUGCCUGGAGCAAGGAAUUAAAAAAAAAAAAAAAGAAGUGAAUAAAACUUUUUUGGGACAAGAUGGCACUCCGGCAGAACUCUGACAAGGAGCCAAGCAUCGAGUUGUUCAUUAAGGCUGGACAUGAUGGUGAGAAUGUGGGGAACUGCCCCUUCUGCCAAAGGCUCUUCAUGGUUUUGUGGCUGAAAGGAGUGAAGUUUACAGUGACCACUGUUGACAUGAGGAAGAAACCAGCAGAGCUGAAGGACCUGGCCCCAGGGACAAACCCUCCUUUCCUCCUCUACAACGGCACCCUGAAAACAGACUUCAUCAAAAUCGAGGAGUUUCUUGAACAAACACUGGCCCCUCCCAGGUAUCCUCAUCUCAGCCCGCUGAACAAAGAGUCCUUUGACGUGGGUGCUGACAUUUUUGCAAAGUUCUCUGCUUUCAUAAAGAACAGCCCAAACAACGCCUUCCAUGAGAAAAACCUGCUGCGGGAGUUUAAACGCCUGGAUGAUUACCUGAACUCCCCCCUCCCUGAGGAAAUUGACCACAACUCGACGGAAACCAUCAGCGUCUCCAAGAGGAAGUUCCUGGACAGCGACCGCCUCACCUUAGCUGACUGCAACCUGCUGCCCAAGCUGCACGUCAUCAGGAUUGCUGCCAAGAAGUACUGCGACUUUGACAUUCCCGACCAGUUCACAGGUGUGUGGCGAUACCUUCAGAACGCCUACGAGAGAGAGGAGUUCAAACAGACGUGUCCGGCAGACAUUGAAAUUGAGAAGGCUUACUUGAGUGUGGUCAACAAGAGGAAGUAAACUUUUUAAACUGGUUUUCCCAAGUGUAACCAUGUAUGAUGAUCUGUAGAGGGCGCUAAAACUGUGGCAAUGAAUCAGACACUAGUCCACCUUAAAAAGCUUGACCUGAUGUCGUAGUAAGACUUGGGGACAUGCUAAAACAAAAUGUUUUAUUGGUUGUAUGUAUUGACUAUUUAUUGAUAGUCGAUCACAGAUAAAUGGUAUUUUUAUGCCACAUUGAAAAGGCCAAAUGUGCAAUUGACUGUUGAUGUAAUUUAGCAGAAUUUUUGUUUAUAGUGUAAAUAUAAAUAUAAGUUUUUUAUGAUCAACACACCCUCAUUAGAAUAUAUAUGAUUCUAUUAGUUUGAGCAGCACCUUCACAAACAGUUCAUUUUAAUGUAAAACAUGAAAUACACUUCUGUAUCUAACCCUGUACAAAUACAGUUUGAUAAUGAUUAUGAUAUUAAAUUGUCUCACUGUCACAAUAAUAAUAAAAUAAUAAUAUCAUAA
Seriola aureovittata is the source of this 1443-nucleotide messenger RNA. RefSeq names its product chloride intracellular channel 2 (gene clic2). The record is from RefSeq and is a predicted model, not a curated record. Gene Ontology annotation, biological process: chloride transmembrane transport; negative regulation of ryanodine-sensitive calcium-release channel activity. The coding region runs from base 220 to 954 and encodes 244 amino acids. The transcript is spliced from 6 exons. NCBI's taxonomy places the organism in Eukaryota, Metazoa, Chordata, Actinopteri, Carangiformes, Carangidae. Gene Ontology annotation, molecular function: chloride channel activity.